AUGUUGUCGGCUGCUCAAGCUCCAUUAUGGGAUGGAUGUGAGUCGCACUCGGAGUUGUCAGCCACAAUGAGGCUUUUAAGCAUUAAAGCUGACUAUAAUAUGUCGCAGGAUUGUUUUGAUGACGUCGUUCACCUUAUGAAAGAGACGAUGCCUGCAGACAAUAGUAUGCCUGAAAAUUUCUAUCAAGCCAAGAAGUCAGUGUCUAAACUUGGACUUGGGUAUCAACGAAUCGAUUGUUGUAUAGGCGGUUGUAUGAUAUACUAUAAGAACGACGUGAAUUUGACGCAGUGCAAAUUUUGCGGGGCAAACCGUUAUAAACCUCGGAGAACUGGACGUGAAAAUUUGAAGGAUAUUCCGGUCAAACGUAUGUGGUACCUGCCACUAAUUCCCAGGCUUCAAAGGUUAUUUAGUUCGACAGUUACCGCAAAGGAGAUGAGGUGGCAUUAUGAGCAUCAAAGCGAGUCCGACCUCUUGUGUCAUCCAUCUGAUGGAGAAGCAUGGAAAUAUUUUGACAGAACAUUUGAAGAUUUCGCUUCAGACCCACGUAAUGUAAGAUUAGGCUUGUGUGCAGAUGGUUUCACUCCUUUUGGACAAUCUGGUAAGAACUACUCAUGUUGGCCUGUCAUUUUGACUCCUUAUAAUUUACCGCCUGGGAUGUGCAUGAAAAGAGAGUUUAUGUUUCUGACAAUAAUUAUUCCGGGUCCUCAUAAUCCAAAGAGCAGAAUCGAUGUUUAUCUUCAACCCUUGAUAGACGAGCUAAAUCAAUUGUGGUGCGAAGGUGUCAUAACAUACGAUGUGUUUAUGAAAGAAAAUUUUAUUAUGAGAGCUGCGUUGAUGUGGACUAUCAACGACUUUCCUGCCUAUGGUAUGCUGUCUGGAUGGAUGACACAGGGGAAGUUAGCAUGUCCUUAUUGCAUGGAGUGUUCGAAGGCGUUUACCUUGAAAAACGGUAGGAAAAAUUCAUGGUUUGAUUGUCACAGACAGUUUUUGCCUACAACACAUGCGUUUCGGCGGAACAAGGAUGCAUUUUUCAAGAAUCGAUUGGAGAAAUCACAACCUCCUCCACGUUUGUCUGGAGAAGAAGUGUUGGCACGAGUUUGGAACUUUCCAAAGAUUACUGAGACAGGUCCAUUAUCAUUCCCGGGAUAUGGUCAAGAACAUAAUUGGACAAAAAGGAGCAUCUUUUGGGAUCUACCUUAUUGGCGCAACAAUAUCAUACGACAUAACCUGGAUGUCAUGCAUAUUGAGAAGAACGUGUUUGAUAAUAUUUUCAAUACGUGUAUGGAUGUUAAGGGAAAAACAAAGGACAAUGUGAAGUCUCGGUUGGAUCUUUCACAUUAUUGUAAGCGCAGAGCUUUAGAGUUGGUGGAGUAUGAUAAUGGCAAAUCCUUUAAACCGAAAGCACAAUUUUGCCUCACUAUGGAGCAAAAAAGAGCUGUUUGUUCUUGGGUUUGCAAUUUGAAAUUGCCAGACGGUUAUGCAUCAAACCUAGGCAGGUGUGUAGAUAUGAGGGAAGGAAAGCUAUUUGGGAUGAAAAGUCACGACUGUCAUGUUUUCAUGCAGCGGCUACUUCCGAUUGCAUUGCGGGCAUUACCCGAGCCCAUUUGGGCUACAAUUACUGAGCUCAGUCAUUUUUUUAAAGAUAUAUGUUCGACUACUUUGAGGGAGAAUCAAUUGAGCAUCAUGGAGGACAAUAUUCCUAUGAUCCUUUGCAAAUUGGAGCGUAUAUUUCCUCCAUCAUUCUUUGACUCGAUGGAACAUCUCCUGAUACAUCUACCAUUCGAAACAAGGAUGGGUGGGCCAGUACAAUAUAGAUGGAUGUAUCCCUUUGAAAGGUUCCUUCAUUUCUUGAAGAAGAAGGUUAAAAAUAAAGCUCGUGUGGAAGGAUCUAUUUGUGAAGCAUAUAUAGUCGAAGAGACGUCGUCAUUUGCUUCAUAUUAUUUUGAACCACAUGUGAGCUCUCGACGAACUAGAGUUCCUCGAAAUUAUGAUUGGGGUACAUUCGACAUGGAAAUCCCAAGAAUUUCAAUAUUCAAUCAACCUGGUCGUCUUGCUGGUGUUGCCGGUAAACGCUACCUCACUGACAGAGAAUACAAUGCUGCCACAUUAUACGUGUUUUUGAAUUGCGACAUCGUACAACCGUUUAUAAACAUGUACACAGAUUAUGUUAGAGCAUCAGCACCUACAUUGAAUGAUGAUGCUGUCGAUUAUCAGAUUGAGAUAGGUUUCGCGUCAUGGUUCAGACAAUAUGUUCAUGAUCCAGUCAACAUGAUAACCGAUGAAACAGUUCGAAAUGUAGCAUUUGGACCGUUGAGAAAGGUUGAGCUAUGGCACACAUAUUAUGUCAAUGGAUAUAAAUUCGACACCGAUGCGUGGAGUGAAGGCAAGUCAACAAGCAAUAGUGGUGUAUGCAUACGGGGGACUGAUUACGGACAAUCAGAAAGUGACUACUAUGGAGUACUAAAAGAAAUUGUACAAUUCGAAUUCUCAGGACUACCGAUAAAGAAGAUUGUUCUUUUCAAUUGUGAGUGGUUCGACCCAACUCCUAAUCGAGGUAGAAGAAUCAAUAAACAUUAUGGUCUUGUUGAGGUUAAACGUAGGGGAAGGUACAGAAAGUAUGAUCCAUUUAUAAUAGCACAACAAGCAGAGCAAGUCUAUUUUGCUCCUUAUCCAGAAGGGAUACGUGAUCGACAAGAUUGGUUGGCUGUGAUUAAGACAAAAGCGAGGAACACAAUUACCGCACAAUCAGCAAAGGUAGAUGAUGCCUUCCAAGAGAAUGAAGUUGAUGUUGAGCCAGUUAGAGUAGAUACUGAUCACCAACUCGAUUCUCUUGUUGACAAUGAUUUUGAACCCGAGGAAGUAGUUGUACAAAACUCCACAAGACAACCAAUGGUCGAAGAAGAUACUGAGGAUGACGAUGAAGAAGAAUUUGAAUCUUAUGAUUCGGAUACUGAGGGAGAUCUCGAAGACUACGAUUAA
Molecule: messenger RNA, 2979 nt
Organism: Tripterygium wilfordii
Lineage: Eukaryota; Viridiplantae; Streptophyta; Magnoliopsida; Celastrales; Celastraceae
Exons: 4
Coding region: 1-2979 (992 amino acids)
Source: RefSeq, a predicted model, not a curated record